AUGGGUGGGUGUAUGAGCUCCAAUAGCGAGGAGGCGGAACAGAAGAAGAAGAGCCAAGCCAUCGACAAGGUUCUGGAAGAGGACUCUAAGCGAUUACGGAAAGAAUGCAAGAUUCUGCUGCUCGGCUCCGGCGAGAGUGGCAAGUCCACGAUUGUCAAGCAAAUGAAGAUCAUCCACCUCAAGGGCUAUUCCGAGGAUGAGCUGUACAACUACAGGCCCACGGUGUUUAAGAACCUGGUUGAAUGCGCCAAAGCUGUUAUCACGGCGAUGCAGCAAUUCGACAUCGAGCCACAGCUGGAGGCAAACAAGCAACACAUAGAGUUCCUGCUGGAUUACCAAGCUGAGUCUGGCCCGCAAGCGCACAUCGACCCUCAAGUCGGCACUGCCGUCCAGUCGCUAUGGUCGGACCCGGCCAAGGACCAGUUGAUGGAGCAUCAGACCGAGUUUUACCUCAUGGACUCGGCUGAAUACUUCUUCCAGGAGGUGAUGCGCAUCGUCGCGCCCGACUAUCUCCCCAACGAGAUGGAUGUCCUGCGAGCUCGUACCAAGACCACUGGAAUCUACGAAACUCGUUUUCAGAUGGGCCAGCUCAGCAUACACAUGUUCGAUGUUGGCGGUCAACGGAGCGAACGUAAGAAGUGGAUCCACUGCUUCGAGAACGUGACGUCGAUUAUCUUUUGCGUCGCGCUCAGCGAGUACGAUCAAGUUCUGCUCGAAGAGAGCAGUCAAAACCGAAUGAUGGAGAGUUUGCUAUUGUUUGACUCGGUGGUCAACUCGCGAUGGUUCAUGCGGACUAGCAUCAUCCUGUUCCUCAACAAGGUCGACAUUUUCAAGCAAAAGCUUACUCGAUCGCCGCUCGGCAACUACUUUCCCGACUAUUCAGGAGGCAACGACGUCAACAAGGCGGCAAAGUAUCUGCUGUGGCGCUUCAACCAGGUGAACCGGGCACACCUGAACCUGUAUCCUCACCUGACGCAAGCAACGGAUACCUCGAAUAUCAGACUCGUGUUCGCAGCUGUUAAGGAGACUAUACUGAACAACGCGCUCAAAGACUCGGGAAUACUGUGA
Molecule: messenger RNA, 1068 nt
Organism: Purpureocillium lilacinum
Lineage: Eukaryota; Fungi; Ascomycota; Sordariomycetes; Hypocreales; Ophiocordycipitaceae
Product: guanine nucleotide-binding protein alpha-2 subunit
Biological process (GO): adenylate cyclase-activating G protein-coupled receptor signaling pathway
Cellular component (GO): heterotrimeric G-protein complex
Molecular function (GO): GTP binding; G protein-coupled receptor binding; GTPase activity
Source: RefSeq, a predicted model, not a curated record